Messenger RNA from Phymastichus coffea, 3433 nucleotides. RefSeq names its product TATA box-binding protein-like 1 (gene Trf2). Gene Ontology annotation, biological process: DNA-templated transcription initiation. The coding region runs from base 371 to 1276 and encodes 301 amino acids. NCBI's taxonomy places the organism in Eukaryota, Metazoa, Arthropoda, Insecta, Hymenoptera, Eulophidae. The record is from RefSeq and is a predicted model, not a curated record. Gene Ontology annotation, molecular function: DNA binding; general transcription initiation factor activity. The transcript is spliced from 2 exons.
AACAUAGUCCAUGACCAUGCCUAAACAAUUGAACGAACAUGGUGGACGCGUUGCCAAGGGCUGAACGGGAGAGCAGAUGCGGCUGAAUCAGUGAUCACCGAAUUCGCCAAGAGAUCAGUCGUGAAUAUUCAAGGUAGUCACAUCGUCGCAAAAAGGUUUAUAGAAGAAUCACUCGUAAUUUUAUCAGUUGAACCUUUGUAUGACAGCUUCCAACGCCAUAAACCAAUUCACAACGUUUCAAUGUAGACUACUCAACUUCAAAUAAAGAACAAAGCUUCUCAGAAUUCGACCUUUCUACAUGGACGCUUGUGAGAGCUCAUCGAUGCGGAGGUGAAAAGUAUCUGUGAUCGGCCAACUCUCAAGAUUCUAUAUGAAACAACGAGACAAUGAUGAGACUACAGCCAUGCUUCAAAGUCGAGAGCUACACAACAUGAUCGAUCACUCUGGAGCAGCGUUGAAUCAUUAUGCAGCUGGCCAUUACAGCUCAAACAUGACGCAAUUCUCAAUCAAAUCUGAGAUGAAAGAAGAGGCACAAGAGGCGGUAGUUGCGGGACAAAGUCCGCCAGAGGAAGACGGUAACAACGUCGACGAGAGGCCUGAAUUCGAUAUAAUCAUCAGCAACGUAGUUUGUAGCUUUAGCGUAAGAUGCCACCUGGAUUUACGAAAAAUCGCGUGGAACAGCUGCAACGUCGAAUAUAGAAGAGAGAAUGGACUGUUGCGCAUGAGACUGAGGAAGCCCUACACAUUAGCGUCGAUCUCGUCGUCUGGAAAAAUCACUUGCACCGGAGCCACUAGCGAGGAGGAAGCUAAGAAAGCCGCCAGAAGAUGUGCGAGAUCUCUUCAGAAACUCGGCUAUAAUAUUCGCUUUCAAAACUACAGAAUAGUUAAUGUCCUUGGGACUUGCACUAUGCCAUGGGCUGUCAAAAUCAUCCCUUUCUCCGAGCAUUACAAAGGAAGAGUGCAAUACGAGCCAGAAAUUCAGCCUGGCGUUAUAUACAAAUUGCAAGACUUACGCGCUACUUUAAGGAUAUUUUCGACGGGCAACAUUACAGUUACGGCUCCUAGUAUAAGCGCCGUACAAGCAGCUGUAGAACACAUUUAUCCGCUUAUAUACGAGUUCAAGAAGGAGAGAACGAUAGAAGAGCAAUAUGCUAUACAGAAUCGGAGGCGUCGUUUUGUACUGCCUGACCAGGAUAAUGGUGUCGAGCAAAGGGAUGAAAGUGAUAGUUUUGUUUCCAAUGAUGAGGACAUGAGUGAUGGCAGUGACGCGAGUUAGUCGUAGUAAAAUUUUGCUUUCCUUUUCUAAUUCUCAUUUUGACUUGCAACAAUUUUAGUGCUUAUCUAUUUGCAUUAUGACACACUUUUGUGAUAAAGUAGAAAUAAUUUCGUUCAUUGAUUUCAUAAUUUAUCAAACAUUAUUCAUAACUUCUUUCUUUUUCUCUAUUGAAAAAUUAUUACUUAUCGUUCAGUCCAGGACUAAGUUUCUUUUGUCAUUGCAUUCAACUUGGACUGUAUGGAUAAUUCAUAGCAACAUUGCGUAAUUUUUUUUGUACUGUUAAAGGCAACUGAUUAUCAUUAUAAUAAAAUUUGGGAAAACACACUAAGACUAUUCGAACUUUUACUUAAAAGUCAAUGCAAACGUUUUAUGCGUCACCUGAUCAACAAAAGUUCACUAUCAAUGAUUUUUUUGAAAACGUAUUUCAUUCUUUUUUUAAGAAAAAAUUUAACUGUUACUACGUUUAUGUAAUUAAAAUCUAAUGCUAGUUAACAACAACAAAUUAGCAAAAUGAAAUCGUUUUACUUUUUAUUGUUCGCUUGAUGCUAUAUAUUUUUGAAUUAAUAAAUAAAUAGCGAACCUUUUUAUAUAGUAUCUUAUACAGAUGAGAGAUCUUGAAAAACAUUGAUCGGCGUAAAAUGAAGGAAAAACUAUACUGAUUACGUAUAAUUAUUAUACAAAAAGAUAGCAAUAGCUUUGUGUGGCUGCUUGACGGUAUUUAAGUAAUAAGGGAAUACUUUUAUAUGCCGUUAACUUCUCGUAAAUUAAAAACGUGGCACAUUAUUAUUAUACCUUGCAAACAAAUGAUAACUCAAAGCGUCGCCAAGGAGUUGAAAAGACGAGAUUAUUGAUAUGUUGAAUCUCGCAAGCUAAGUUCAAUAUUGUAAUGAAGUUUUUAAAAAAUGCUCACAGCGCAAAAAAAAAUGUUAGGAUUUUAUAAUAUCUCUCGGAUAGUGAUGCUCCAGAAAUAAAAUCAAAGCACCACUAGCGAUGUUACUUUCAAUUAUUGUAAACCAAAGAAAUGUUUCACGCAAAAAAAGUAAAUCGAACGUAUGAAAAAUUCUCUCGCAAUACGAUGCGGAUUGAAGGUACGAGACUAAAAUUUUUGAUGGACAUGAAAUUAUCAAGUCUACGUUCACAUUUCUAAUAAUGUAGCCUUGGUCAGCCAAUGAAAGAAUUAGUGAAAUAAUAUUACAAUUAACGAAACAGUAGGCGAAUUAUAGUUUUGAAAUAAAUGAAAGACCAACUUAUUUCGUUAAGUGUAUAAUAUUGUACGAUGUAUGUUAAUUUAAAAUGAACACAAAAAAAAAUUUAAUAAUUAAGAGCUUUUCGCCCAGUCCAGAUUUUAUUUCUUUGAUUAGAGCGCGCACAUUGUGUGUUACAUUGAUCGGAUUCACUUUUAUUGUGCAUAUUAAAUUGUAUAGCAAAACUUUGUAAAAGCUCGUCAAUGAGAUUAUCAUGAAGAUCAGAACACCAUUUAACGUGCUCUUACAUACAUGUAAAAUCGUUGGACUGAAUAGCGAAUUGUUUCUUACUAGGAAAAAAGAAAAUGCUUGAUUAUUUCUCUAAUUAUUAAAAAAUAUAAGUGUUUUAGCUUGUGUUUAAAAGUAGCAUGAUUAGGCAUAUAACAAAUAGUUGUAUAUGUCGUUGUAAUACAGCACUAACAGUAAAAAAAACAACAGUAAUACCUUGUUUAAAGUUGUUUUCAAGUAUAAUUGAUGCGAAAAGUAAUCUAUUUAUUACGAAAACAUUAUCAAAUAUUGACAGAAAACUAUCUUAAAUGUAUACAGGCUACAAUUUUUGUAAUAAAAUUUGCAAAAAAAAUAUACAUUUUUUGUAUUGUAAACGGGAGUGCCAGAACAUAGUUACGAACUCAUUAAGCUUCAAGAUAAUCUACUUCAUACAAAUAAAUUGUAUUUAAAAGCAUAAUUCAAUUUCGUUUAAUUUUUUGUUAUUACAUUACUAUUGUUAUUGCAAUUUCUAACUAAAAUCGGUUUUCAUUAUUUUUAUUUCAGUGUUUCAUUCCAAUUGCAAACUACAAAGUAAUAUUUGAAAAAUUCUUAAUUUUUUGUAAAUGAACAAGUUUAUGCAAACCGAAUAAAAGUUCUAAUUAAUUGAAGUGACACCACACAUUAUGAAGAGUGGCGGCAGCUACCU